Maudiozyma barnettii is the source of this 2931-nucleotide messenger RNA. It is a transcript of the gene MAK21, whose product is annotated as RNA-binding ribosome biosynthesis protein MAK21. The transcript has a single exon. Lineage: Eukaryota; Fungi; Ascomycota; Saccharomycetes; Saccharomycetales; Saccharomycetaceae. The coding region runs from base 1 to 2931 and encodes 976 amino acids. The record is from RefSeq and is a predicted model, not a curated record. Gene Ontology annotation, cellular component: nucleus.
AUGAGCGCUGAGGAAAGUUUAAAUCUGUCCUCUUUGAGAGACAAGAUAUCUUCCAAGUUAAAUAAGAAGAAACCUAAGAAAGUGUCCACUGAUGAGGACGACAUUGUAUUGCGUCGUGAAGCCAUGGCUUUGGGUGCCACCGAGGACGAUCUGAAACUGGUUAAGAAUGUGAAGGCUGAUAAUGAGGCAGAGGCUAGCGAACAGGAGUUUUCGGGAGAUGACGCCGAACCUGAUUUGAAGGAAGAUUUGAAGAAGUUCGUUAAGGAUAUUGGAUUCAAUGAAGAAAUUGCUUCUAAGGAUGAAGAAGAAGAACUUAGUUCUGAAGACGUUGACGAAGAAGAGCAAGAACAAGAGCAAGAGCAAGAGCAAGAACAAAGUUCUGAAGAAGAAGAACCAGAACAAGAGGAAAGUGCUGAACAAGAGGAAUCCGAUGUAGAAACUGAGGUUUCGAAAGAUAAACAAAACAGUGGAUUUGUUUCCCAAACUACAAUGUUAAACACUGAUAAAUUAUUGAUCCCAAUCGAUACUGCAUGGUAUGAUGUUCCAUUAGAUCCUCAAGUGACUGAAAAUAUUAAAAGGAACGUCGAUACAUUCAUGUCUAAGGAUAAACUUGAGAGUCUAUUAGAAAGAGGAAAAUUAGCUUUAGAAUCAGAAAAUCAAUUAUUUUAUGAUGAAUUUACUAAGGAAUCCUCUCAAAGAAAGUUUAUGUCUCAAAUGCUAUCAGAUGGUACUUUGAGUGAUAAAAUUUCUGCUUUAACUUUAUUGAUUCAGGAAUCUCCAAUACAUAACAUGAAAUCAUUGGAUACUUUAUUUUCUUAUUGUAACAAGAAAUCAAGAAACUCUCAGUUACAAAGUAUUAAUGCAUUGAAGGAUUUGUUCCUAAGUGGUCUUUUACCAGAUAGAAAAUUAAGAUAUUUUAAGAAUCAACCUGGUUUAUCAAUGAUGUUAAAUAAACGUACUUUGGCAAUCUUCUAUUUUGAAGAUUACUUAAAGAAGUUCUUCUUUGGAAUCUUAGAAGUACUUGAAAAGAUCUCUCACGAUCCAAUUAUUCACGUUAGAUCUCAAACUUUAACUCAUGUCUUUGACAUGAUCACUAAAAAACCAGAACAAGAAUUCAAUUUAUUAAGAUUAGGUGUUAACAAGUUAGGUGAUAUCGACUCUAAAGUAUCCUCAAAGACCUCAUACUUGUUAUUAUCUUUGGAACAAGCCCAUCCAAAUAUGAAAAGUGUGAUCAUUGAUGCCAUUGUCGACAUUGCAUUGAGACCUAAUGCGGAUUAUCAUGCUAUCUAUUACUCUGUCAUCACGUUGAACCAAACGAUUUUGAAAAGAUCGGAUGAUGAUCUUGCUAACAAAUUGAUUAAGACUUAUUUCACUUUGUUCAGUAAAUUCUUAAUCAGUAACGAUAAAGAACAAACUGACGACGUAGAGGUCAAAAGUGAAGCUAAAGGCUACGAAAAGAAAAGAAAAAAGAACUUCAAAAGAGGGAAGAAUGGUGGAAAAUCAGUUAAGAUGGAGAAAACUGAUGCAGAAGUUCUGAAUGAAAAGAACUCAAAAUUGUUUAGUGCUCUAUUGACUGGUAUUAAUCGUGCUUUCCCAUUUGCACAAUUACCAGCAUCUGUGUAUGAAUCCCAUUUAGAAACUCUUUUCAGGAUUACCCAUUCUGCAAACUUUAACACAUCUGUCCAAGCUUUAGUCUUGAUCAAUCAAGUCACCGUUAAAGCUAAAUUAAAUAAUGACAGAUAUUACAGAACUCUUUAUGAAGCUCUAUUAGAUCAAAGAUUAUUGAACUCCUCCAAACAAGGUAUCUUCUUAAAUUUGUUGUUCAAAUCUUUGAAACAAGAUGCAAGCAACGUUGCUCGUGUCGAAGCCUUUGUGAAGAGAAUUUUACAAGUUUCAGCACAUUGGCUAAAUAUUGGAACCACCACUGGUUUCUUAUACCUUUUGAUACAACUAACUAAAAUGGUUCCUCAAAUCAGAAACCUAUUAACCAAUUCCCCAAUGGACGAUGAAUAUUUAAGUGAUAAUGAAGACAAGACUGAUGACAAGACAAAGAAUAUUUAUGAUAGUCGUAAGCGUGACCCAAGAUUUGCUAACGCGGAUAAAUCUUCACUAUGGGAAAUUACUUACUUUUUAAACCAUUUCCAUCCAACCGUUCAAACUUACUCUAAUGCAUUUGUCGAAAAUAGUACAACAGAUAUUACAAAGCCAGACCUUGGUUUAUUCACAUUGACCCACUUCCUUGAUAGAUUUGUCUAUAGAAAUGCCAAACAAAAACCAAUAAAUAGAGGUAGCUCUAUUAUGCAACCCCUAUUUGGUGGUUCCAAAAUUAAUGAUGCAUUAUUAGUAAAAGCUUCAGAUAUUAGUCCUGAAAACGCUCCAGUAAACACCGAAAACUGGCUUGACAAGAAGAUGGAGGAUAUUAAACCAGAGGACAAGUUCUUCUACCAAUAUUUCUCUACCAAAAAGAGUGCAGUCAAGAAACAGAAGGGUACUACCUCAGACAAGUUUGAUGAAGAUGACGAAAUGGAUGAAGACGAAAUUUGGAAUGCUUUAGUCAAAUCUAGACCGGAGGUUGAAGAUGAUAGCGAGGAUGAUAUUGGUUUUGACGAUGAUGACUUAGGGUCUAUGAGUGAUUCUGAUUCUGAUAACGACCUAGAAGGAGCUAUGAAUGAUUCGAAUGUUGAAGAUGAAAGUGACAAUGAACCUAUUGAACUCCAGACUUUACCGGAAUCAGAACAGUCUGAUGGCGGUGAGAACGAAGAAGAGUUCUAUAGUUUUGCUGAUGAAAAGGAUGAAACUCCAAAUAAACGUUCUUCAGAUGAUACUGAUGAUAGCGAGAAAGCGAAGAAGAAGAGAAAGAAGCAAAAGAUGAAGGAAUUACCACUAUUCGCAUCGGCAGAUGAUUAUGCCAAAUACAUGGAAUCUGAUUAA